Messenger RNA from Aspergillus japonicus CBS 114.51, 2296 nucleotides. RefSeq lists its product as uncharacterized. The record is from RefSeq and is a predicted model, not a curated record. NCBI's taxonomy places the organism in Eukaryota, Fungi, Ascomycota, Eurotiomycetes, Eurotiales, Aspergillaceae. Gene Ontology annotation, molecular function: zinc ion binding; DNA-binding transcription factor activity, RNA polymerase II-specific; transcription cis-regulatory region binding. Gene Ontology annotation, cellular component: nucleus. The transcript has 2 exons. Gene Ontology annotation, biological process: positive regulation of transcription by RNA polymerase II. Bases 111 to 2225 code for a protein of 704 amino acids.
GUCACCUGCAACCGCAGCCAGCACACCCUUCCUUCUCGUUCGCCUCCUAACAUGCCAAUUCAAUCACUAGCCUUAUCCUUAACCUACCAUGAGCCCGCUAUUGAUUGAUAAUGCGUCGCGUCAAGAAAUCCCGUAAUGGCUGUGCUAGGUGCAAGAGCAAACGGGUCAAAUGUGGAGAAGAAAGGCCUCACUGCAAUCGAUGCACCCGCUUAGGAGUUCACUGCCCUGGAUACGUCCAGUCGCUACGAUGGGUAACCAAAUACCCAGACCGCAACCCUGAUACGGCCCAUGAGACGACUUCCGAUGAAACUGCAGCUGAGCCAAGCGCUCAACCCGAUUCUCGACCUCCGGAUAACUCGGGUUCCCCCGAGAAUAUCGACCCCCAGACUCAGCCUUCAUUAACCGCUAACGAUGGCUCUUUCAAUCUCACAUCUCCUGACGCCCAGGUCGAGUCGAGCACGCUGGCACUGGGCGGCCCGCACGCUUUAUGCGAUGGCCUGUGGGAUUUACAACAAUCCGGUACACUUCCCGAGCUCGCGGAUCUAUGCAACCAGACUCCAACUUCUGCGUCGGGGCCAACUCCAGCGCCUCAAGACGGCUCGAUCUUCAAUUUCGGGUCACCCAACCACGCCGACGAUCCAUUUGGUCUAUCUUCCUUAGCAGCGCCUAUACUGCAGGAUGAGCCUCGCAGCUUCUCUGGAUUCUCGCCAUCUACCAUCGUACGCCAUUAUCCACCUCCCAACUCGAAAAUACCGCAACGAGACUUCACCUCGAUUUCACAGCCUCUAAAUAAUCCAUCAUGGACCCUCAUCGAAUACUAUUUCAAAGAAGUGGCGGCAUUGUUCUCGAGCUAUGACAGCCAAAUGAACCCCUUCCGAUCAACAGUGUCUCGGCUCUGGGGCUCAUCCCUCGCCAUGUGUCGGACCAUGCAGAGCAUGGCAGCGGCCACUCUCGUGAACGACUUCCCCGAGUUCGGACCGUUGGGCCGAAAGAUGCGCAACGAGGCCGUGGACAUCAUCAGCAAAGAAUCGAAUCUGGACGACAAGUCCCUGCUAGCACUCCUCAUGCUGGGCCAAACGGCAAGCUGGCACGAUUCCAAAGAUCUCGGCAUCUCGUUCUUCAAUCUACUACGGAACCACCUCGAUACAAGACCCGAGAAGAGCCCAACAACAGGCCGCGGCAACAACCAUCAAUUCUUCGAAGAGGCCUUGAUCUACUGGGAAAUGCUCCUGUCCUUUGUGGCCGACGAUUCCGCUGUCCUGUCCGGGGCCACGGCCGCAGGGCCCGAGGAAUCCCUCGUCCUACAGCGCGUGCCGCACCCGUGGACGGGGAUUGCGCGUGACACCCAAUUCACCGUCCAAGAGGUGGGACGGCUGGUGCGCCGCGAGAGAAGGCGGAUGCGCUGCCGCACCUUCACGUCCCACGCCGACGUCGCACAGGCGCAGCAGGCCAUCGAACGAGCAGAGGAACUCGAAGAACGACUGUUGGGACUCGCGCACCCAGCGGAGGCCGAGAUCAUCAGCCCCGGCGACGACGAGACCCCCGUGUGGCAUCUCCUCACCAUGGCCGAGGUCUACCGCUGGGUGGGGUUAAUGCAGCUAUACCGCGUCUUCCCCGAUCUGCUGCGUCGACGAUUACGUCCGCAGCGGGCCUCGGGCAGCAGCCCCACCAGCGCCGAGGAUGCGUCGUCCAUGGCCAUGAACAACCGCGAUCCCUUCCUGUCCCCCGCCUUCGGCAGCUCGCAGCACUGGUUCUGCGACCCUGCCCUUCUGCAUCCCAGCCCGGAAGCCCCCACCACGGCGCCGCCGUUCGAGCCCAUGCCCGCGCCCGCGUCGGCUUCCCAGUACGACACCUGGCUGACCGAACUCGCCCUCACCACCCUCUCGCGGCUGAAGACCAUCCCGCUCGAGUCCCGCACCCGGUGCCUGCAGCCAUUCCUCCUGGUCGCCUCGAGCAGCGAGCUCCGGCUCCCUCGACUGCCGCCCCUCGAAACCGACCUCGACAGCACCGGUCCGAAUAUCUCGGCCCACGCCAUCGAUGUCUCCCAGACGCGUCGGUUCAUUCUCGGCCGGCUCACCUCCUUCAUGCAUGUCCUGCCCCCGAAGCCCAUCGGCGUCUGUCUGGAACUGGUACGCGAGGUCUGGCGGCGGAUGGACGCCGGCGAACCGGAGGUGUAUUGGAUGGACGUCAUGAUGGAAAAGGGGUGGGAGACGACGAUGGGCUGACCUCAACUUACAAAAAAAAGGGAACACUUUGACGCAAGAACAUGUACAUAUAUACUUAUGAGAAUGAAUGC